GCCAGUUCUGACGACCACGUGCCUCCAAAAUCCCAAACAGACGUCGCGGGCACCUGUUGUGCCACUUGUGCAGCUGUGAACAUCGACGACACACGCCGAAUUUGAUUAAUAUACUGCAUGUGCAAUCGUAUACAAAUAAUAGUGUGUACUAGUAUCGGAUGCGACAAAAACUGCAGCGUAUUCAAUGAAUAUAAUGUUAUGUAUUUACCAAAACAUUAGCAUAAUAUAUUUUUAUAUUGUGGCACAACAAAUAAUAAAUGAGAGUAAAACUCAACCACCGGAAAAACGGUCGACGUUUAAUAAACAUAUAUGUCCUACAUUUUUUCAAAUAACGUUUUAAUUGCAGUGUAAACACAAUGCAACCAUAUUAUUAUAAUAUUAUGUAUUACGUGUCCAAAAAAUAUAUAGAUAGAUUACGUGAACGCACGACAAACAAAACACACAUAACGCAUAACAACAGAAAUGCAAUGUGAGUCACAAAUGGUUGCUCAUCAACAGCCUCCAACAAUGGUUCUGGAAAAACUACGCUCUGUUCCUACGACAGAUUAUUUUUAAGUGCACAUUUUCACUUUUAUUUUCCUUCCCGUGUGCGACAUCCGCAUAUUGUCUCGUGCGCCAUAUAUAUACCGAUGUGUUUACCUAUUUUCGAGACAUUACGAUUUUCAACGCUCACGUCGCUGAAUAAUAAUAUUCGUCAUUUUCACUGCAGCUCUGCAAUGGUGUUCAAAUCGGUCGUAUACGUUUUGGCGUCUAUUCAACUGGUUGUUUGUGCGCUGCCCAACUCGUUUGAAAUGCCAUCCAAUGGAGUGCUACCGAAUCCUGUAACGUAUUUCGAAGGCGUACAAAACGAAAACAAAACAAAUGUUGGACGCUCACACGAGGCUAGAUUUGGAUACAUACCGUCAUCUUUUGGUGGAUCAUCAACUGGAAUGGGCGGUUAUCAAGGUAAUUCGGUCAGUAGCUAUGGAUCCAACAAAAUUGAUAUAGGAGGUCUGGUUGUUGGCGCUGUCGUCGGGCUUGGAAUUUUAAUUUUCAUCCCGAAAAUUCUUUACUUACUAUUUUCGACAACAAAUCUUUUUGGUGCUCAUCCAGUGGGCACCGGUUACACAGGAUAUGGAAGGAGUGAGGAUCUAAUGUCCGGUUUAAAUGGUAUAGUCACAAAGUUUGAAGAGUCCAUGUCCAAAUAUAAUAUAAAUACAACAGAAUGUAUGCAAAAAGCACUGUGCACUUAUAUACAGUCCACGGAACAAGUUAAAGAAAAAUCUGGAAUUAACAAUUUUGUAGACACUUCAAUUAAUACUUUAACACAAAACUCUGUAAUGAAUUUUAUGAUUGAUGGUUCGAGAUUCAAAGCAGCUCUUGAAGCCGGGAAGAAUGGAGUGUGUACGACUGCCUACAGACAAUGUCCAUUCGACCAAAACAGCAUUUAUAUGUUCUUAAGACAAAUUUCAACAAAAAGUAAAUCAUAAGUAAAUUUUGUUGUAACAUUGCAUAUAAUAAUUGUAUCUAUAUAAUUUUAAUUAAGUCCGUAGGUACUUUUUAAAGUAUACUGGAAAAUACAUUAUAGUUUAUUAUAAAAUACUAUAAAUAUUUAACUUAAUUUAUUUAAUUUACUAAUAACCUAUACGCACCAUACAUUAUAAUAAUCACACAAACAUUUGUACCUAAAUUUGAAAGUCCUACGAUAACUAUAACAACAAAUAACUAUUAAAAUCUACUCUUGUGUUAUUUUUCAAUUUUUAUUACUUCAUUUUUCGAUUUUAUUAUUAGAUAUAAUUUUUUACUAUUUUAUGCAGGUAAUUGUUUAGUACCUACAUAUAUUCAUUAUAUUAACUAAAUAGUAUUAUACAAUAUAAUAAUUAAUUAAAAUAUAAUAUUAGUAAA
Molecule: messenger RNA, 1884 nt
Organism: Metopolophium dirhodum (rose-grain aphid)
Lineage: Eukaryota; Metazoa; Arthropoda; Insecta; Hemiptera; Aphididae
Gene: Desi
Exons: 8
Coding region: 630-1469 (279 amino acids)
Source: RefSeq, a predicted model, not a curated record